UGUUUUCAGUAAUGUCAAUCUUUCCAAAUGCUGGAUUUAAGACAAUCGAGGGUGACCUUCGUCGACAAGACAUUAGAGUACAACAACACAGGCUUCGUAGUUCUAUGUGGAGGGUUGACCCAAAUGGGGGCACCAUUAGACAAAUUCGUCACAUACGACGUCGCAAAUAUCAGGUGAAGUCACCUUUAUCUCUUUGGCACAUCGAUGGACACCACAAGUUGAUACGAUGGAAGUUCGUAAUCCAUGGAGAAGUUGAUGGUUUUAGCCGCCUCAUUGUGUAUCUGAAAUGCAGUACCAAUAACAGGUCUUCCACAGUGCUACAUGCCUUCCAGGAAGCAGUGAAUACAUGGGGACUUCCAUCAGGAGUUCGUGCUGACAAAGGGGUUGAGAAUAGAGAUGUUGCAGAAUGGAUGCUGUGUCAUCCAUUGCGGGGACUUAAUCGUGGCUCAUUCAUAACUGGAAAGAGUGUUCACAACUCCCGCAUUGAGAGGAUGUGGCGGGACGUUUACACAACUGUUGUAUCCACAUUUUAUGGCGUGUUCAUCAACUUAGAGGAUGAAGGCAUUCUGAACUGUGACAGCGAUGUUGAUCUUUUCUGUCUCCACUACAUUUAUGGUUCAAGAAUAUACCUAGCACUGGCACGGUUCACUGAGGCUUGGAACAACCAUAAACUUCGCACAGAAAGGCAUAAAACUCCAAAACAGCUGUUUAUUAAAGGCCUAUCCACUCUUGAUGGAGGAGAUGCAAUUGCAAUUGAAUACUUUGAAUUGCUAAAUGAGAGAGGCGACUGA
Molecule: messenger RNA, 791 nt
Organism: Lineus longissimus
Lineage: Eukaryota; Metazoa; Nemertea; Pilidiophora; Heteronemertea; Lineidae
Exons: 4
Coding region: 12-791 (259 amino acids)
Biological process (GO): DNA integration
Molecular function (GO): nucleic acid binding
Source: RefSeq, a predicted model, not a curated record